AUGCGGUACGGGCUCUCCUACCUUGUUACAGCGGCAGCGGCGGUUGUGUGGUGGUCUGCUGCUGUUGUCGUGGCAUCGGCCGAUCUGGAAGCAUCCCUUCUGAGCGAGUUCCGCAUGGCAAUGCUUGCCCCCCGGCAAGCCGGCACGAACCUGCAGGUCUUUACGGGCGCCUUGGGAGGCGUGAGGGCCUCCCCCAUUGUUAACUCGGGCAAUCCGGAGAGGCCGUUUGAGGUCGAUGGCGACACCUUUCGUGAUUACCAGACGGCCGCGAACCGGGCAUGCGAUAACCAGAAGAAUGCAUGUGCCGACCUGGCGAACAACGGGACUGGUGCAUUCUCCGUCGGCGAAUGUGACCAGCAGACUGAACGGUGCAAGAGCGCGGCGACAGCGGCAACCGUCACGUCUUUCUCACCACCGGUGCUGGUGAGUUCAAACGACCAAUUCGAUUUCUUCUGCGACGUGUAA
Molecule: messenger RNA, 465 nt
Organism: Canariomyces notabilis
Lineage: Eukaryota; Fungi; Ascomycota; Sordariomycetes; Sordariales; Chaetomiaceae
Exons: 3
Coding region: 1-465 (154 amino acids)
Source: RefSeq, a predicted model, not a curated record